CCCACUGUUGGAAAAUCGAUGCGAAAAGUAUAAUCCGUCGCUAAUGAAAACAAUUUCAAUGGCGGACUGCUAGAAGUUUACAAAUGGCGGAGAAGCAGUUCAAGUUGAAGUUCGAUGGAGCGAACGCAAAAGCUGUUGACGAAUAUUUAGAAUACUCCAGGAUAGUGGGAGAAGAUGAUGGGGGAGAACUGUUCACACCUGAGCAGUAUGAAGAGUAUAAGAAGAAGGUCCUACCAAUGAGAAUCAAGAACCGCCUGUACACCUGUUGGACAGGUCCAACCGGCAUGGACUGUAAACUAGUCGGACCGGAGACGCCAUGCUUUUGCAAACACAGGUACAAACAACACAAGACAGACUUUGAAGUCAUUCCGACGGAUCGGCCCAUCCUCCUUCCUUGUAAACAGAAAGGCUGCAAGUGUGUGUCCUACAAUUACGUCCCAAUGAACGGAAGCCAACCUAUCCGCUGCACAUGCAAGCAUACGUCAGAGGAGCAUUUCGAGUUUGAUCCUUUCAUUUGCAAACGCACACAGACAGGAGGAGGCUGCACCAAGUGUGCUGGGUUUAAGAGUUCCUUUACCUGUGGGUGUGGCGCUCCGGUCAAGGAACACACGAUGAUCGUGGAGACGGGCGAGGAGCGGGAGGCCCGGGGCCACCCCCUAGGGGAGUCCACGCCUUACGCUGCCAUGGGAGGAAUCACCGGCUUCUCGUCGCUAGCUGACGGGUACCAGCGACUGGACCCCAGUGGAAAAGGGGCACCAAACAAGGGUUAUUUGGAGCAGUCAAUUACAUCUAACGACAACCCGUUCUUACGAGCUAACGUGCAGGCCAUUAAAGCUCACCAGAUGAGGAAAGAGGGAAAAGGUCUGACAAACCCUGAUGACGAAAUGUUUGAUGACAUCACAGAGCGCGUGUCUCAGAUGCGACGACCAGGGGAGGAAGACAUGGCAUACUACGAAAGACGAUAUCAGGAGAGACGACAAGUAGUCCCCAGUGGUGCGCAAGGAUUGGACAACGGUGCACUCCGUCCCGGAAGUAGGAAAGCCAUCGAACAAAAACCAGGUUCCGGACGAAGACCUGCGUCUAAAAAGUGAAGAUCAGGGUCUAUAUAAUGUUUGACUGUAUGUUGAUUAAAGUGUGUGAUUGAGACGUUUUCAUAUAUUUAUUUAUUAUCAUUGAACAUUGAGCCAAAUCAGAUCAUUACGUUGUAUCGUGUUGGUUUGUUUUGUUGAAUUACUGUACCAGGAUUUUUGCGGUACAAGAGACAUGCGUUUUAAACGAAAGGGAGGCUUUCGGUAUGGAAAUAAGAAAUUAGAUUAGAUUUAAGCUUAUUUAUGUUUUUCCUCAUUUCUUUUUCUUCAUAUGUUCCUCGAUUAUGUUGUAUAAAGAUAAACCAUAUAAAAUGUAUAUAUAACCAUAUUUAUGUAAUAGCUCAUAUCUUAUAGUGUUGAGGUAAAUUUUUUUUCUUUGGCAAUAAAUCGAUCAUUGAUAUUUACAAUUUUGACAAAACUUUCCAAUUUAUAAAUUGUGUUUCAUUUUUGUUGUUUUCAUAAUCAGCGACAGUUUGAUUAUUAUUUUUUAAAUACACCUAAAGCAAACUUGUAUAGCGCUUAAUUGCCUGUUGAAUAGUUUUGAAGCAGCAAAUUUUUAUUGCAUUAUUUGGAACUAUAACUUUUCCUUUCCCUUUAAAAUAUAUUCUGAGGUGAUGUCCCCUAACUGAUAGAUCUAGAAAUUAACGCUUUUAUGUAUUUUAAGAACCAUGUUCAGUAGAUUAUUUAUUAUAAAAGUCUUAUUUAUAUGUAUGUACUGGAGGUGCAUUGAAAAAAGCAAUAAUAUAGUGCAACUAUG
Magallana angulata is the source of this 1845-nucleotide messenger RNA. Its product is annotated as protein FAM221A-like. The transcript has 9 exons. The record is from RefSeq and is a predicted model, not a curated record. The coding region runs from base 84 to 1091 and encodes 335 amino acids. NCBI's taxonomy places the organism in Eukaryota, Metazoa, Mollusca, Bivalvia, Ostreida, Ostreidae.